Molecule: messenger RNA, 1548 nt
Organism: Rhododendron vialii
Lineage: Eukaryota; Viridiplantae; Streptophyta; Magnoliopsida; Ericales; Ericaceae
Exons: 6
Coding region: 237-1310 (357 amino acids)
Cellular component (GO): cytoplasm
Molecular function (GO): electron-transferring-flavoprotein dehydrogenase activity; flavin adenine dinucleotide binding
Source: RefSeq, a predicted model, not a curated record
UUCCCAGUUUUGUCUGUGCGGACCACGUUCCUUCAAACUGCCCGAACAGUUGUUUCCUCCUAGGCGUGCUUCGCUCUGCAUCAACCAAGCCCUUGGGAAGUUCAUGUCGGCAGUUUUUACUGCAUUGAAAUCUGCUUUCCCUGAACUUUGCCUCCAUUGACAUUGUAUGCUAUGGAACCAGGUUUCGAUUCGACAAUAGGAUAAAGGAGAAAGCAGAGUGAAGAAAGAACUGGGAAAUGGAGGCCAAGAAAGUGGUGGUGGUGGGUGGAGGAAUAGGCGGUGCCCUCAUUGCAAAAUCUCUCCAAUUCCAUGCCGAUGUCACUCUUAUUGAUUCGAAGGAAUAUUUUGAGAUAACAUGGGCAAGCUUGAGGGGAAUGGUGGAGCCAUCAUUUGCAGAAAGAUCAUUGAUCCCCCACCGGUCUUACCUCACUAACGGCCAUGUAGUUUCGUCAACUGCCAUCAACAUCACUGAUACUGAAGUCUUGACAGCAGAUGGAAGUGUAAUUGCCUAUGAUUAUCUCGUCAUCGCCACCGGCCACGCAGAUGAUGUUCCACAAACUAGACGUGAGAGACUUAAGCAAUACCAAGCAGAUAAUGAGAAAAUAAAAGGGGCUGAUUCAAUCUUAAUCAUCGGAGGCGGCCCCACCGGCGUCGAACUGGCUGGAGAAAUCGCAAUCGACUACCCAGAAAAGAAUGUUACUUUGGUGCAUAGUGGGUAUAGGCUGCUGGAAUUCAUUGGGCCAAAAGCUUCUAAUAAGGCUCUGGAAUGGUUGAAAUCAAAGCGUGUGAAAGUGAAGUUGGAGCAGACUGUUAAUUUGGACUCCUUUUCAGAAGGUGCUUAUGUAACUUCUUCCGGAGCAGUCAUCAAAGCGGAUUGCCAUUUCUUGUGCACAGGGAAGCCACUUGGUUCAGACUGGCUUAAGAAUACAGUAUUGAAGGGUAGUGUAAAUGAGUUUGGAAGUUUGAAAGUUGACGUGAAUUUGAGAGUUGAGGGUCGCAAAAAUGUCUUUGCUAUUGGAGACAUCACUGACAUAAAGGAAAUCAAGCAAGGGUAUUUGGCACAACAACAUGCUCUGGUGGCCGCAAAGAACUUGAAGCUUUUGAUUACCGGAGGAAAUGAAAGCAAGAUGGCAACUUACAAGCCUAGUGGUGUGAUGGCUAUUGUAUCACUUGGGAGGAGAGAGGCCGUGGCUCAAUUUCCAUUCACAACACUUAUUGGAAUUGCACCUGGCUUCAUCAAAUCCAGGGACUUAUUUGUGGGAAAAACUAGGAAACAGAUGGGUCUUGAACCCCCGAGUUGUGGAUGCUAAAUUAUGCUGGUGAAAAUGUUCUUUAUGUUCUUGAUUAUGUUUAGUUUUUGUAGUUCUGGUCUGUUUGAAUUAGGUAUAAAUAUGAUGGUAUGUGAUAUGUAAUCUCUGCGGGUUCAAAGAGUAAGAGAGAUACAGAAAGAGUGACAAAGAGCAGUUUGUGACUUAAUUUGUGUGUGAGUGAGUUUUUGAAAUUUGUAUAUUGUUGUUGAUUGAGUAAAAUUGUGAGCAGUGUGUGUAA